Molecule: messenger RNA, 575 nt
Organism: Trichomonas vaginalis G3
Lineage: Eukaryota; Parabasalia; Trichomonadida; Trichomonadidae
Product: organellar and viral DNA polymerase type B
Exons: 1
Source: RefSeq, a predicted model, not a curated record
AUGAUUUCAACAAUCGGCACAACAACAAUUCAAGCCGCGAACGGCGGGACUCUGUCCACAACAACAGCACCAAACUCGUUAGUCAUGAAUCCUACGUCAAUGUUAGUAGAGAUGAAAAACUUCAUUCCUUCUUCAUAUACUUUUGAAACAAAAAUCCAGAAGAUAAAGCAAGAACUUUUAACAAGUAAUUUAGACUGUAGUGCGAAAGAUGAAGAAAAUGAAGAAUAUCUUUAUGAAAUGCAGGACAUUAUUGACCAUUUACCCAAAUUGCCUGAAAUCCAACAACAAAAACUCACUAUUCCUGAAUUCGACGAAAUUGAAGUGAAACCAACUGACUCAGUAGAAAUAAAGAAGUUCAUACGUAAAGUAAAUUAUGAAUUCCUUGGUUUUCAUUGCAACCAUAAGGUUAUGGACAAAGAUUGCGACAUGGUAUAUAAAAACAUUUCUGACAUAUAUAAAUCUGAGGAGUUUAAGACUUACGAUAACUUUGUUUCAUUAGUUGCAAAAUGUGUUUGGGAAAUAAGAGAUAAAGAUAGAAGAGGCAAAGUAUGGAACGAACAAAUAAGACCCGCUAU